This is a messenger RNA of Besnoitia besnoiti, 5436 nucleotides long. RefSeq lists its product as uncharacterized. Gene Ontology annotation, molecular function: zinc ion binding. The coding region runs from base 1 to 5436 and encodes 1811 amino acids. The transcript is spliced from 4 exons. Lineage: Eukaryota; Apicomplexa; Conoidasida; Eucoccidiorida; Sarcocystidae. The record is from RefSeq and is a predicted model, not a curated record.
AUGGCGCGAUUGAGUCUGCGGCGGCGAGUCGGGGAGACGGGGGGGAGAGAACACGGGACACGCGGACCGGACUCGGAGAGGCGGCCUUUUUGGGCUCUCUUCUCCUUCUCUGCCUUGCGGCGCCCCGGCAGGAGUAAGUCAGACAAGAAGCGCAUCUUCGUCCCCGCGGACAAACGCGCCUCGAUCUCCUCCGAGGUCACCCGUGCCACUCUCGACGACUCCUGGCUGAGUCGGCGCCCCUCGUCCGCGUCCUCUGCCUCCUCGUCCUCUUUCUCCUGCGCGGGCUCUGCUUCCGGCGCCGACGUCCCCAUCGCCGCGACGUCGUCGCCGCAUGCUCCUGGAGUGGAGGAGGGGGCUGCGGAUGCUUCCCCUCCCCCCUGCUCCCUCGCCUCUUCGCCUCUGCCCAAUUUACCGACAGCGAGCGCCUCUUCACAGGCCUCUCCCCGUGUCUCUGCUGUCGUCUCGCAUGCGGCAGCUUCCUUUCCGCAUGCGGCCGCCUCGGAGUCGUGCUCUUCGCGCGCGUCCGCUCUCUCCCUCGGUGCUGUCUCUGUGUCUGCGGCUCCAGGCUCCGUUCCCUCUGGCGUCGCAGCCUUUCUCGCCUCUCCUUCGCCCAUGACUCCGUCGUCGCCCUCCGCGCCCUCGCGAGCGCCUUCACCUGCCGAUAGGGGCGCCGGCGUGAGGAGAGAAGGCGAUCGGAAGCGCGGUGAGCGAAAAAAGCGCGGCUUCAUUCCCGCGCCUCCUUCCUCGUCGCCCUCGGCGGCGCGUCCCCACGGUCGUUCGCUGGGUUCUCUGGAGGGAUCUGCCUUUCCGCGUCCUUCGGGCUCGCGCCCGGUCUCCGCCGCGCACCGCUGCCGUGCCUCCUCGCCUUCCACGCGUUUCCUGCAGUCGCCGGCCGCCGGUGGGCGCGUGGCGUGGAGGCAGAAAAUCCACACCGGAAGUGCAGAAGACCGUGGACGAGACGCCAGGCGCGAGAGAGAGCGGAGGGCGACGCAGCGUGCAUGGGACAUCCUGCAUGCGUGCGCCUUCAGAGGGAUGAAGCGGCGCCUUUUCCUCGGUCUUCUUGUCGCGUCGGGCCUGGUCGUCUUUUACGUUUUGCGAGGAAUUUCUUCCGAGACUUUGAUAUCGUCUGCGCCCUUCUCGACGGCAGCACUGCUCGUCAGCGCCUGGACGCGCGUCGUCGCCUUCUCGCUCUUUGAAGUUUUUUCUGCUGCUGCACAGCUCUUUUCUUCUCCGGAUUCGCUCUCCGGAGCCCGCCUCCGUGCCUCAGGCGCCCUCCCACUAUCUCUCUCUCAACAUGUGGUGCGCCCCUUCUCGCCCUGGUCUGCGUCGCUUUCUGUCCCGCAGACCGCGCUCUUCACCGCAUGCCUCGGCGUCGUGGUUAUUUCGCUUGUGGCGGGCGCCCUCCGCGCGAGACGCUCGCUCGUCGUGGCGCGGCGGCCGCGACGGAGGCCGAGCUUCAGUGCCGGGCUCGACGCGGGCGAACGAGGGGACACGCCCGCGACGCACGGCAGAGCGAGGAGAGAGGGGGAAGCAGGAAGCGUCUCGACAGCGCCCAGAGCCCAGGCACUUCUCGGACGGCGCGAGCGACACACAGCGGAGAUACCCGCCGAGGCAGACAGAGAGGAAGACGAGGGGAGCGAAGACGAGAGAGAAGAUGGUCCGACCGCCGUCCGCCGCGGACAGAACGGCGCAGGCCGGCGGGGGCGUCCGCAGCUUCCGUAUCGACGACAGGCGGGAGCAGACGAGACGAUUAUGGCUCUCGGUCUCAGAGGAGACAGAGAGAGGCUAGGCAGAAGAAAGCGAUUCAUUCCCGCGGUGGACGCUCAGGCGGGCUGGCGGGAAUUCUUAAAGGCGCUAGAAGGCGAAAAGAUAUCUCCGCGGAGCGGCGCCGCAUCUAAAGGGCGAGACGCUGAGGGCUUGUCCACGCACACGCACCGUUCGCGGCGCGAGGCGCUGAACCCUCAGACGGCCGAGGCGGAGACAGCGUCUCCAGGCCUCGGCGACACCCGGCACGCCUCGGCCCAUGCCUCGGCGGCCUCUGCCGCCUUUCGGGAUUCUUCGGCUCCUUCUUUCUCGUCGUCGCUGUCCGUAGCGGCUCUGCAGGAGGGCGCAGGCGCGGUGCUCGACUCGCUGCUGGACGCGGUUGCCUCGGAGCUCCUGCGUCCGUGCGUCGCGACCUUGACAGCGCUGUGGAAUGCGCCUCAGUUGAUCGGUGUACAUACACUCGAAGCCCUGGGCGACGGCGAGCGACCCUCCGAAGCCGGGCGCCAGCAGACCCGCGAGCCAGGUGAGAAGGAGGGUGAACGCAGCCGCCCAGGCAGCGGCGACGCAGCCAACGAGGACGAACCCGAGCCACGCGCAGGAGGAGAGAGCCGAGUCACGGCAGCGGCGGCCUGCGCGACGCCGAUUCUUCCCGUGGGGGAGGUGGAGGCGCGCAACUCAACCGCAGAGCGUUUCUGGUUACACUGGCGCGUGGGCGAGCAUCAAGCCACGCGCUUUCUCGAGGCGGCGAUGCAGCCUCUGCGAGCUCUUACCUGUUCCGCCUUUUCUGCCGAGCCCCUGGAGGCCGGUCUCUCUUCCCCCCCUCUCGCCGACGCCUGUGCCUCCACUUCCGCUUUGCUGUCGUGGCCUCUGCUCGAUUCUCUUCGUCCUGCGACACCUUGUACACCGCCGAGCUCCAUGAAUGCAUCUUCUCCUCCCUCGUCGGACUCGCGCGCGCGUUUGGCGAGCUCCUCUUCUUCUCGCGCUCAGUCUUCCCCCAGUUUCGGCUCGUUUUCCUCGGGCUCCUUGGCGUCGCUCUCUGCCUCUUCGGCUCUUUUCUUCGAGGGUCUCUCCUUCCUCCACGCCCGCGGGGUGAACGACCGAGAGACUUCCGACCUCGCUCUCGGCGAAGAGUAUCAGGAGCAUCUCCGUCGUCUGUGGAAGCCGGGAAGUGCAAGCUCCGCGUUGCCCCUCUCAGGUGAUUCACACAGCUCGCGCCGGUGGCCGUCGUCUUUCUCUUCCGUCGCGCCUCGCAUCCCUGCGCAGGCGCUCUCUGCGUUCGCUGUUGGAGUGUCUUCGGCGCCGGGCGGUUUAGGGCUCUCCCCUUGCUCCGUCGCUCCUCCCCAGUCCUCCUCCGCCUCCUCUGGGCUCCUGCGUUUGGCCUCCGACCGGUCUUCGACGGCGCGGGGGCCUGCGCCUGCCCGCGGGGCCCCACCGCACGCGGCCUCGCCGUCGCCUCCGCCGGCUCCCUGCGCUCCUUCCGGCGCUGCGCCUCCGGAAGCGUCUCGUGGGGAGCUCGCGUCCUGUGCGCCGUCGCCUGCCGCCGCGCCGUCCGCGCCUGGCCCUGAGGCCUCGCCCUGCUACUGUUAUGUCUGGACUCCGGGGUCUCGGACGGAGCACAUGAGCUUGGCGCCCGGCGCCUUCUCUGCUACUCCGGCUUCUGCGUCGACUUCACUGGCCGCCCCGCCCCCUGCUGCCUUGCUCCCACUGCCGCCUCGCGCCUCGUCAUCUGCUUGCUCCACAUCGGCUGGCUCGUCUGCCUCGCCGCCGCGCCAUGCUCCCACGUCUUCUCCGGCGCGCUGUCCGCCCAAGCCCGCUGCCUCCGCGGCGCUCGCUGCGCCCUCUCAAGCGUCGUUCGCCUCCGCGGGAGAAUGGGCGCGAAGUGGAGGCCGAUGUGAGCAAGAGGAAGCGGAGACGAGGCAAGACAGCUGCGGAGCCACGCGAGCGGAAGACGCAGCAGACGCUGCGCAGAGGUGCCUGCGGACGACGGCGACAGACAGACGCUGGAGCAUGGCAAGUGAAAGUUGCGGCACAUCACUAGGAGGAGAAGAAAAUACGACCGAGGAGCGUCUGGGAGAGGCGGCGCGCGAGAAGGAAGCGGAGAGGGAGGGAACGUGUGGAACGUGUGGCGGCGCAGGGCGAAGCACGUGGCAGACGGAUGGCGGCGCGCUCGGGUACAGCACAUCGCUCGCGCGCUCUUUGACUGCGCCGACCCCUCUCGAAGGCGUGGAGGCGGAAGACGCGGGAGAGAAAGAGACGUCUGCGGGCUUCGAUGGGCUCUGCAGUAACUGCCGACACGCUGCGCCCGGGGAUCUCUCUCCUCCGGUGUCUUCGUGUUCGACCUCGAGCCGCAGCGGCGCCGAGGCCGUGCGGACGACUUCGCGAUUCCUCUGUGUCCCUCCGCGCGAGGCCGCGCAGCCCGCGGCGAGGAGGCUGCGGCUGCAAAAAAAGAGAAAACGCGGAAGAGUGACUGUGCCCGCAGGGAAAGCCUCCAGAGCGGCUACGGGCCAGAAGGAGACUAACCAGGCGCGAGCAGAGCAUCGACACAAGAAGAGAGAUCGAAGCUGCACACGAGGAAGCGCGCAGAGCGGGAGGCGACACGCCGAGCAGAGUAGCAGGCUCUUCCUAGCUGCGAGGGCGGGGCGGAGUGGAAGGCGAGCUGCAGAGUCGGGCGAAGUCGGGGUGGAGGCCGCACCCGCGCGACCUGAAGCGCAGGAGGGAGAGACGCAAGGGCGGGAGGGACGCGAAACCCUCCGAGCAGAAGACGAGGCGGAGGCCUGCAGGCCUUCGACGUCUACGGGCUCGAGCCUCGCAGGCGGAACGACGCAAGGCAAUUCUCUCCGUCCCUCGGAUCCUUCCGCAAGCGCGCAUCCCGCCUCGCUUCUCAGCGGAUGCGCGUCGCUUCGGUCGUCUCUCUCCCCAGCGCCCCCUCGUCUUUUGCCUGCCCAACCCUGGCUCGCUUCCUUGCCGCGGGCUGCUCCCUCUCAAGCUCCUCCUGCGUCCUUGCCUUUCUCGUCUCUCUGGUCUUUCUCGUCUCUUCCCUCUGCAUUCGCCGCUGCUGGGCCUCCGGCCUCGCCGCGAGCCCGCGGCCACCCCCCCGCUGGAGGCGACCUGGAGCCCAGGGUGUCUCUGGAGGCGCGAGCCGCGGCUGUGGCGACUGGAGCGGCGCGCUGGGCUUCCGCCGGCGCGGAACACCCUUCUCAGCCUUCUGCCCUCCACCUGGAGCGGCUUCUCCAUCCGUCCGCGCAGUGGAUAACCGAGCUGCUUCUGGGCAUGCUACCAGCGGAAACUCUGACGCCCGAGGCCUGUGACGGGUACAGCCAGCGGCGGAGACAGGAUAAGCAACGCUCUCUCUCCGCUCCCACCGCCGCGAACUCAGAGAUGAGGCACGAGGAGGGAGGCGCCGAUGCGCUGGGCGGAAAGAAAGAACGACUCGCGGGACUCGAGGGAGAAGACCAGGCACUCUUCGACUGCCGAAUCUGCAUGACGGAAUACGAGCCCGGAGAGACGAUUCGCUGGCUGCCGUGCCUGCACGCCUUCCACACGCGCUGCCUUGCGCGCUGGCUUCAGGAGAAACACAGCUGCCCGCUGUGUCGCCUCAACCUUGCUCUCAGUUUUGAACCGGGGGGUUUCGGCUACGUCGUGGAGCCGCUGAGCUUUCCGCAGCUCUCCUAG